AAUAAAUACCACCCACCAUGAUUGAGGCAUUGUAUAUAGCAGACUCGACAAAUACACUAGUGUAUGAGUAUUCCAACUCCCUUACAUCUCCCCAAUUCAAAACUCUUCUUCCUAAAAUUACAGCAGCCACUAGCUCCACUGACAUCCACCAAACCAACGAUAUCAUCCCAUUAAACAGCAAGUUCCAUUUACUCAUCCAUCACGAAUCAUCGUUGAUCUUUUACGUCUUGCAUCAAUAUUCCCAAGAUGUCAAUCCUUUAUUCCCUACAAUCUUUGUUCGUCGUCUUAUUGAAACCAUUCGUGAUUACUUUGGAGAUUUAAAGACUCCCAGUAAGAUUGAGGCUAAUAAUGACACAUUGACACUUUUGCUUUAUCAGAUGUUAGACGAUACUAUUCCUUACUAUACAGAUUUCAACAAAUUGCGUGAUUUAGUGGCAUACAAGUCAUUACUUUCCAAAUUUUUGAGCAGUGCCAGUUCUACAGCCUCCAAGGCGACGGCAGCAUUAAAGGAUACAACCGGUAUCAGUCUGGCCAAAGAGGAAAGCGAUAUUCCAUGGAGAAGAUCCAAUGUGAGACAUACCAACAAUGAGAUGUAUGUGGAUGUGAUUGAAACCGUCAGUGUUAUUCUCAAGCCGAUUCCAAAAAAAGUUGGCGCUCAACAGUUUGAUUCUGCGUUUUACUCAACUACUAAGGCAGCAGCUGCGCAGGAGAAUUACAUGAUCAGUGGGACGAUCGACGGUGAGGUGAAUUUUGUUAGUCGUCUAACUGGUGUUCCAUUAUUACAGUUGAUUUUCAAUACGCUUGGGGUCAAAGAUAUCACGUUUCCAAGCUUUCACAGAUGUGUGAAUUUAGACACGUGGAGAGAGAGAAGAGGGGUGCUAUCAUUCAUUCCUCCUGAUGGGAAAUCGACAUUAAUGAAGUAUCAGAUAGACUUGGAUCUGCAAUAUACGCUGAACCUGCAAAGGAUGGGAUUAUUGAAACAAAGCACCAUUGAUGUGGAUUUCAUAUGCCGCGAAAAUUCCAAUGAGUUUGAAAUUAGAUUGCAUUUCGGAAUGCAAGUAACAAAAGUCGAGUCAGUAACUGUUGAAAUCGUUUGUCAGGAUCCAGAAGACCAAAUCAAAUUGAAUAGAAUUACCCAUGGUGACUUCGGAUUCAAAGGGAAUGGCAAAGGUGAAUGGAAUUUACGUCAGUUAAAAUCAGGAAUUCUGCCCGUGUUCCAUGGUUCAGUGAUAUCUGAUCUCCAUAAAGAUGGAGAUAAAGAUCAAGACGACAGCGAAGAAAAGUCAGAGUCACCGGAAAAGCCCCAAGCCAAAUACACCAAACCUCUGUAUAUUCGAGUACAUUACUUGCACAAGGGUUCAGUCCCCAGUGGAUUGAAAGUGGAUAAUUUGAAGAUCAUAAGUGCCAAGGGAUUAGGCGAUACAGUCAAGCCAUACAAGGGUGUUAAAUACAUCACUAAAUCAGGUAAUUAUAUCAUUAGAUCAUAACGAACGACGAUUCUAUAAAAUGGGAGGGGUAGUAGUUUGCUAUACACAUAUUUCAAUUGGAUGAGUUUGUUACUCCAGAGUUCCUUCUUUCUUGUUUCAGUGUUAAUAGUCUGUACAGUAAAUAGAGAGAGAGCGAGCGAGCGAGCGAGCGUACGUACACCACCAUCACUCUUAUUGCUUCUUCUUACUCUUUUUUUGUUGGUUCUUGAUCAACACUUUGCCAACAAAGGUUCCAAUACCCAAGCCGGCAAUCGCCAACAAGAACAAGGGAAUCUUAAUGGCAUAGUCUCGGGAGAGGAAUAAUAAAUUGAGAAAGCUUUCUGCUUCGACAAAGGGUAAAACAAACACCCAGGUUGUGUAGUAAAUAAACACAAACGCGGCCACUGCAAGCAUACCAAAACCAAUCAACUUAUCUAAGGCCAUAAUGUAUAGUUAUUCUCUUAGAGACACGUAU
Molecule: messenger RNA, 1941 nt
Organism: Spathaspora passalidarum NRRL Y-27907
Lineage: Eukaryota; Fungi; Ascomycota; Pichiomycetes; Serinales; Debaryomycetaceae
Exons: 2
Coding region: 18-1487 (489 amino acids)
Biological process (GO): intracellular protein transport; endocytosis
Cellular component (GO): clathrin adaptor complex; cytoplasmic vesicle
Source: RefSeq, a predicted model, not a curated record